GCCCCAUUGCCCAGUGCUACUUCCACCGCCACUCGCGUCUUCCGUUGGUACAACUUCCGAGCUCCUGGCAACAGCUCUGUCACCUUUGACAUGGUGGCACAAGACAAAUCCGCCGAUCACGCCGCCCUUGCGAUCUAUGUGGGAGAGAGCUGCGAUUCUCUCGCCUGUGAACAAACCGCCACGGAGGGUACAUCCGGUACUACCACUUGGACGGCCGUGGGAGGCACCAUCUACCGUAUCUUGGCCACACGCAUCAAGGAGGACGCCGAUGCCUUCACCGGCAGCAUCCAUCGCUUUGAGAUCCAGGGUGCCACUCCCAUGACGGUGUGCGAGUUGGAUUUGGCCAAUCAGCCCAGCUCUAAUCACAAGCGAGAAUGCUCCUGUAAAACGAACUUCGAUUCCUACAAGAAUGCAUCCAUGGAAUGUGCCGAUAAAUGUGCCAAUUGUCACGAGGAAGAUGAUGGUACUUCCUUCUGUUACUAUCCAAGUGUUGAGCAGUACUACUCGGAUGAUGCCACCAUUGGAGCUACUGGAGGCAAGCUUUGCUUCACGCUCGCCGAUGGAUUCGAUGCCGAUGUGGUUGCCACCACCGUUUGCCGUGACGUCCAAGAGUUGGAGGAAUCCGGAAACAGCGAUUGUACCUUUUCUGUGGAAACUGGUACGGGUGCAGAAAGUACAUGUGCCUUUUGCUCGUACAAUCCUUCUGCUUCGUGUGGCUCGGAAGCCGAUGUCGCUGGUGCAUUUCCCUUUGCCGAUUGUGGAGAUGGCAACAUCUUCAGUCCUUGCGGUAAUGUUGGAUUGACGGGAGUCUAUGCCGACUAUGAAAGAAUUAUCAUGACGGCCGUGGAUGGAGGCGGUGUCGCGGAUGUGGGUGAAUGUCUGGGCGAAGGCAUUGAUGCUGCCGAUGCUCUCACCGCCAUUGAUAUGGAAAUGGACGUCUUCACUGAGAAUAUUACUCUUCAAGGUGGUGAAAGGCAGCUGUAUCGUCUUCCCGUCAACAACACCAUCCAUAGGAAUGUCCUUUGUAACUUCUUUGGAGAGACUGGAGACCCUGACUUUCGAAUCCGUUCCAACACUCCAGACGGUUCCACCAAGUGUUCCCGAACCCAAGGAGGAAGUACUCCAGAAGCGCGCGAGGGUGACUGCUCCGUGACGAUCUAUGAGGGUGAUACGGUUUUGUACCUCGAGGUGAAUGCCUUCGGUACCAGAACGGUCGAAAAUGUUUGGGUCCACUGCACUCCGUAUGACCAAAACCUCUACAUGGGUGACACCACAACUUUUGACAUCGCAGCCGACCAGACCAAGUGGCUCCGCUUGGAUGUGGAAGGCAGAAAUCAAACGAUUGGAUGCACCCUGAAGGGCGACAACGGUGAUCCUGACAUUGCGUUGCAUUUGGAAGCCAAAGAUGGUGAUGCGGGCUGCCGCUCCGAAAGUGUUGGAGCUCUCGAAUACUGCGAAGUGAGCGUUCCCGAAGGAUCCUACAGUCUCUUUGUUGCGGUCUAUGACGGAAGUUUCACUUCUACAGCUAUCGAGAAUAUUGCCGUCAGUUGUGGACCAGUCUAUGAAGGCGCUGACGAAUUCAUUGAAUUGUAUGACAGAUCCGAGCCAUUCAAUCUCUCCACCACCCCGAUCAGGACCUUUGCUAUGGAGAUGUCUGGAGAAUUCGCCUUUUGCGACUUGCGUGGAGUGAACGGAGAAUUAUUCAACAACACCGACAUUGAUUACUACGUGGAAAUUGGUUCCCCACCAGACGUCGAAAAUUACGCUGCGAGUUGCCGCUCGGGAGAUUUCUUCAGCGACCAGGAGGUUUGCUUUGCAUCCGGUAACCCCAACCAGCGAGACGUUGUUUACGUCUCGGUCGUGUCGUACGCAGGCGUGGAGGAUACAAACUUGGUUCUCCGAUGUGUUUCGCCCAACUACAUUCGUCUCAACAGUACGUCAUACAAUUUCAAUCUGGGUACAGAUGAUUUCCGCUCGUUUGUGUUGGAUGUUCCCAGUGAUGCCGAAAGCAUUGCUUGCAGAAGCGAAGCCGAGGAUGGCGGUGAUGUUGAUCUUUGGAUCAAGGUUGGUUUGGAAGAUGCGGAAUUCGACUGCAUUGCCAACAACGCAACCUCUUUUGAAACUUGCUCCGUUCCCAUUGUGACCACAACCGACGAAGAAGACACAGAGACUGUGUUUGUGCUUGUCUACGGCUACAACGCAACGGAAAGCGUCAAUAUCACUUGCGUGGCGGAAAUGGUUGAUGUGGUAGACGCGCCGCCGGCGACAACCAGCAGGAGCGGAAACCCAGACGAUCCCAUUCGCAAGCUCUCGCUCACGACGAAAGACGCCAAGCGCUUUACUCCAUCCAACAUGCAGUUUCUUCGCAACAAGAAGCGUCGUCAAGAGUAA
Messenger RNA from Seminavis robusta, 2391 nucleotides. The record is from the annotation of a GenBank genome assembly. Lineage: Eukaryota; Bacillariophyta; Bacillariophyceae; Naviculales; Naviculaceae.